Messenger RNA from Anguilla anguilla (European eel), 2452 nucleotides. Its product is annotated as amyloid beta A4 precursor protein-binding family B member 1-interacting protein-like. The record is from RefSeq and is a predicted model, not a curated record. NCBI's taxonomy places the organism in Eukaryota, Metazoa, Chordata, Actinopteri, Anguilliformes, Anguillidae. Bases 141 to 1922 code for a protein of 593 amino acids. Gene Ontology annotation, cellular component: cytosol; plasma membrane. The transcript is spliced from 14 exons. Gene Ontology annotation, biological process: signal transduction.
CUGCAAAAGACAGGAAGCCGAGUAACUGCCGGUAAAUCUUACUCUUUCAGCACACAGGCUGCAGCACUACUUGCCUGUGCAGCUCAAAACCAGAGCAUAUCCUCACUCUCAUAUGGUAGCUUAAGGGAAUCACACCAAAGAUGGAAGACAUAGAUGAGAUGUUCAGUGAUUUGCUGGGAGAAAUAGACCUCCUAACACAGAGUUUAGGGGUGGAAACGGUACCACCUGAAGUCCCACCCAGCUCACACAACUUCUCCACUGGUUUCAAAGAUUGGAAUGAGUCUCUGAAUGAACUGGAAGAACAGGAUUUGGAUGCGUUAAUGGCAGACCUGGCGGCCGGUCUGAAUGCGACAGAGGAGAACCUAACCACAGGGAAAAGCGGUCCCUCGCAGCCCAAACCAGCCUUCCCCAGUCUGCCUCCACCUCCACAAGACUACAUCUCGUGUGCUCCCACCGGACACCAUACCACCGCCAGCGCCCACGUCCCCGCAAAGCCAAAGCCACGGCCACCGGAAGAGACUGAAGAGCAGACCAAAGCUGAUAAAAUAAAACUUGCCCUAGAAAAACUGAAACAGGCCAAAGUUAUAAAGAUGGUGAUUAAAGUGCUCCUGAACGACGGCAGCUCCAAGACGCUGAUGGUGGAGGAGCACCAGGCGGUGCGGGAGGUUCUGGACAGCCUGUUUGAGAAGACGCACUGCGACUGCGGGGUGGACUGGAGCCUGUGCGAAACCAACCCUGAGCUACAGACCGAAAGAGGAGUUGAAGAUCACGAGAUUUUAGUAGAUAUUUUGUCCACAUGGACGCGAGACAGUGAAAACAAAAUACUUUUUCUGGAGAAAAAGGAUAAAUAUGCCAUUUUCAAAAACCCACAGAACUACUAUCUCUGGAAGAAAGAUAAAAAUUUUUUGAAAGAGAUGAAGGAAAAAGACAAGGAAAAUCUCUUGGAGGAGAAUUUCAGUAGGGGUUCCAUCAUUGUGCCAGACCUAGAAGGGAUGCUUUAUCUGAAGGAGGAUGGGAAAAGGUCCUGGAAGCAGAAAUACUUCUUGCUGCGAGCCUCUGGAAUCUAUUAUGUACCCAAAGGAAAGACUAAGUCGUCGAGUGACCUGGCGUGCUUCAUACAGUUUGAGAAUGUGAAUGUGUACUAUGCCACAGGCACCGAGUACAAAAAUAAACAUAAGGUCCCGACAGAGUUUUGUUUCAUCCUCAAGCAUCCACAGAUCCAGAAGGACUCCCAGUACAUCAAACACCUGUGCUGUGAUGACGAGUGGACAAUGAACCUCUGGGUGACUGGAAUCCGAAUCGCCAAGUACGGUGAGAAGCUGUAUGAAAACUACAAGACUGCUGCGAGGAAAGCCUGUACAAACUCGGCGUGGACAAACCGCAAUGUUUCCACCCCCUCAACACCCUCCCCCGUCCCGAAAGCUAAAGCUGCCAAUGGGUGUGCCCCCCAGACCUCCCAUCAGCCAAAACCCCUCACCACUAUCCUCCCUGAGGCCAAGGAUUAUGGUAGUGGUCAGGCUGAACUCUCCUUUCCGCCACCUCCGCACGCGGCAGACAGGAUCCAGUUCCCCACACUGCCUGACCUGUCCACUCCACCACCACCACCACCACCAGCAUCAGCUGCCCUGCCUCCCAACGCUCUGCCAGCCUUACCCCAGCACCAGUUAGCUGCUUUCCCUCCACCAGACCCAGAGGACUUCCCACCCCCUCCACCUGAUUUCUUCCCAGAGCCUCCCCCAAACUUCCUGCCUCCUCCCCCUCCUGUUCAUAGGCUGAGCCCAAGCUCAGGUGGGGGAACUCCACCCCCUAAACCACCACCCCCAGGGACAUCAGUAAAUCCUAUGCUGAUCGGAAAGAAAAAACCCCCAACUCCCCCAAAGAGGACAACGCCAGUUGCGCCCUCUGGUGGGAACAUGAUGUGAGAACCUACAGUUGCAAAUGCGAAAAGACAGAGCAGUAUUCAGAACUGCAGUAAUUAGGCAUGUUGCGCCAACAAAACGACCGAUUGUACAUGUCCUUAUUUCUGUCACUGUCAUUUCUCAGUCUCUGCCAGUCUGUGGCAAACUGCCAAGGAUAGGUAGUUCGUUACAGGAAAUGGUAGAGAUCUGUUUAAAUCCAUUACCCUUUUUCAAAAAUGGAAAAAAUACCGCGAGCAAAAGCGGAUUUGGACACGCUCUAAAUGCACUUGAGCCAUGCGCUUUAGACCGUGCGCUUAGAUCGUUAAAAUAGAGCCCUAUGUGUUUUGCAAGGCCCAAUGCCACAGUGUUUUAAUACUGAAAACUUUUGUUAAUUACAGUUAUAUGCUGAGUUUGAAUCCUCUGUAUACAAUGGAAAUCUGUUGAUGCAUUGCUGACUUUUAUUGACUACAAAUGCCUUCGUGUUUUAUUGUACAUGCUGAUGUAAACAUUAAAUUGGUAUUUAAAAAAUCAAUAAAACUAAAACACAACAGAGA